This is a messenger RNA of Lytechinus variegatus (green sea urchin), 3390 nucleotides long. Its product is annotated as protein RRNAD1-like. The record is from RefSeq and is a predicted model, not a curated record. The transcript is spliced from 10 exons. Bases 102 to 1967 code for a protein of 621 amino acids. Lineage: Eukaryota; Metazoa; Echinodermata; Echinoidea; Temnopleuroida; Toxopneustidae.
UGUUGACACCCUCUCCGUUCGUUUGUAAAUAUUUCAUAGUUUGGCUGCCUUAAUUUGGAUCGAUGAGCUGUGCUUUUCCCAACUAAACAUCGAUCCGUAGAAUGCCAACUCAGGUUGUCUGUUCAAGUGACACAGUGUCACAGCUCAGAAUAUAUGCAAGGCAGCUUCACACAAUUAUUGAAGAAUACCAAGAACUCAUCAACUCUCAUGUUGUAGAGUUCUUCGUAAAGAAUCGAUGGGAGGUAUUACCGAAGUCCUGGCAAGCAGCUCUUGAUGGCUUACCACCAGAUAUCAUGGCUAAUCAGUUACUAGAUCAUGAGAUGCAUCAGCCGCCGCAGACUGUGUGGCCAUUGUCCCUCUUGGCAUACCGUGCUGCCACACAAGCCCUGGCACUAGACACGGCCCCAACAGCCGGUGAUUCCCUCAGCAUUAAAAUGGACCCAGCCCUGAAACCAAUCGAUCUACUAUGCAGACUACGUGUCAAAGCGAAGAAGAAACAUGAAAUCUUACGCUUAGCCGAGGUGAUCAAUUCUGCAACCAGGAAAGCAGGAACUGAGAGGGUUGUUGAUGUAGGAUCAGGCCAAGGUCAUUUAUCAAGGUUACUCUCCUUUGGUUAUGGUCUCAAGGUCACCGGUAUUGAGGCAGUUGGUGGUCAUUUGACAUGUGCAGCUAAGGUAGACAAGAAAAUAAAGACCAUUAUCCAGAAGAGAAUGGAAAGGCAAUCUGAACAACCCGUUAAGAGUAUCCCCCACACACUUCCGCAGCAUGUAGAAUGCAUGGUUCACCCCCAGAUAACCCCUGAAGAGUUCCUUGAUGUCAUAAACCACCAAUCAGCUGUAAGCAAUGACUCGGACCAGUCCAAGAAGCACAGAAAGGAGGGUGCAGCUCAUUGUGCUGAGGGACAAAACCUUGAGGUCUUGUCACCUGUAGAGAAGUCUACUGAAGCACCUACCAGUCUUGAUCACUUCUUAGAUAUACCUCCACCUUUGGGGCAUCCAGAUCAUGAUCCAACGAAAGAGUCCAGUAAUGCUUGCCUUGAUAUGGCCAAUGAAAGAUCAACGCUUCAUCAGUUGGUGUCAGAGGACAGAGGCUCUGAUGCGUUUGUGCUAGCUGGCCUGCAUACAUGCGGUGACUUGGCCCCAACGAUGUUGAGAGUGUUUUCCAAGUGUCCCCAGGCCCGGGCUCUGACCUCUGUCUCGUGCUGUUACAUGAAGAUGAAAUGUGCGCUACCUGAAGCAGUUCCAUCACCACCCGCAAAUUCCUUGGAACCUGUUCAAAAUGGCGACUUGAGAAAGACGAUCCAUUCAGAUUCUUUGCAAGAAUCCCCCAUACUAACUGAGAACCACGACAGACUGGAAUUUCCAAGAGAAAAAUCAUACUCAGAUAAUAACAGUUCAGUGGAUGAUUAUUCGACACUGAAUUCAAAGGGUUAUCCCAUGAGUAAGUUUGUUCAGAGUCUUGGUGGGAAAAUCAUCAAGUUUACAGCUAUGAAACUAGCCUGCCAUUUCCUUGAAAGCUACUUCAAGCAGUUAAAAGCCUCAGAUGCCAACCUGAUUCUCCAUGGGUAUCGUGCAACCUUAAAAGUCAUCAUAGAUGGCUUUGAUCCCGGGAUGACCCAGUCUUACUCAGGCAUUUUUAGAAUCAAGAAAGCAGUGGCUAGUGUCAGAAAACCCCACCUCAAGACAUUUCAAGAGUAUGCUUCUGGCGUGCUUGGUGCUCUGGGCAUUCCAUGUGAAGACCACCGCCUAGCAGAACUGGAAGAAAUAUGCCGACCGGAAUGGACCAAUGUCAUCACUUUCCAUGUGCUUCGUAGUAUGAUGGGUCCCAUAGUAGAGAGUUUACUAUUGCUGGAUAGGGUCCUCUAUCUCUUUGAUCAAGGUAUAGAGAGCAAACUCGUUCCUGUAUUUGAUGCAAGUAUCUCUCCAAGGAACUUUGCACUGGUGGCGAUAAAGGAUGAUGACCAUUAGCGAAGUUCUACAAGAUGAUAGAUGUUGUCACAAUAGUUAACAAUCUUGAAAUAAUGACUGCUUCUCUGAAUACUGAUGUUUUAUUUUGGUAAGUAUGCCAAAAGUGCAUGCUCCUCCAUGUAUUUUAAUUCAUUACAAGAUUAUAUAAAUUUGUAUGCCCAAAAAUUGGUUAGGAGGUGAAGGAUAUAAAGGAAAGGAUGUGUUUUAUUGGAUAAAUUUUAUAUCAGGAUUCACUCUCACCAUGUGCCUGAUUGGAUUUAAAAUUUAAGGCUAUAAUUUUUUUUAAGCUUGCUUUAAUAUAUUCAGUUGUAAAUUGUGCAAAGUCAAUGCUCAAAGGUUUAUUUUUAAAUGAAGGUAAAAUCAUUAUCAAGAGAGGGUGCUAGAUGCCAAAUUUUAAUUCUGAUGGUUAAAAAAGGAAACAUCAAAUGACCACCAGACUUCUGUAAUAUUGGAAUGUAAGAUGAUGCUCAAGUACAAGGUUGGGCUCAAUUACAGUACUUUCUUCUAUUACAAUUACAAUAUUGAAGAUUUAUUUAAUUACAAUUAAUUUUCAACUAAAUUACAUGUUUUUCAAUUACAAUUACCAAUUACUUUUGUGAAUUACAAUUACUUUCUAUAAAAGUCAUGAAUGAAUUCAAUUUGUAUUGUGUAUGUACUAGCACCACCUAUUUCAAGGUAAUUCUAAGUUACAGAGAAGCUGACAAAAUUAACGUUUAUGUUUAACUAAGGGAAGAAAACGGAUUACAUGUAUGCCUAUUAAAUCAUAAAAUUAAGUACCAGUAAGUUUAUUGUAAAGUAAUUGAAAUUAAUUAAAUGUAAUUAAAGGAAACAAAAACCCAAGAGAAGAAGCAAUCUUAUUGGAAAGAGUAAAAUGAGAGGAACAAUUUAAAACAAGUUUCAUCAAAAUCGGUCGUGAAAUGAGCAAAGUUAUGAACGCUUUAUAAGGUCUUGUUUUACUUUGUAUGGGGAUGUGUAAAUUAGCAAACAUGCUUCAAAAUGGCUGAUUUUGUGGACAACUCUCCACUAUUUUUAGACAUAAUUUUUCAGAUAUUCCCCAUUAUCUUUCAAAUUGCAUAUUGCCUCAUUCUGAGCAUAAUAUAUGCCAUGGAAAACUAUAAUUCACACCACAUAUGUCAGGGUCCAGAGGAAAUGAUGUGAAAUAAAAAUAAAGAGGAAAAUCUGAAAAUUCAUGUACAAACAAAUGGAGGGUUGUCCACAAAAUCAGCCAUUUGAAGAAUGUUUGCCAAUCUGAGGAUACCCAUUGAAAGUAGAACAAGACGUCCAUAACUUGCCUAUUUCAUAACCAGAGCUGCCAACCUGAACAAGGACAUUUCAGUAUCUUCCAUGCUGAAAAUCAGUAUUUUGGUGAGGAAAUUAGUAUUUUCACAGGAAUACCAUAAGACAACACAUACACAGAAACUUU